AUGAAAUUCCAAUUUUGUGGAGGAUUAAAUGUUCCAGAUUGGCUUUUAAAAGAAAUUGGAACAGUUCAACGUCUAAGUAAUGAAGAAGUUAAUGAAAUUAGCAUAGAAAUAAUUAAUAAUAUAAUAAAGAAAGAAGGAUUUAAGCAAGAAGAAAUAACUGAAAUUUGUGAAAGACGUCAAUUGAGCGAGUCAGAUUUAAGAGGGAUUAUUACCGCAAUCAGAUUUGUAAUAUGUUCGUCAGCACAAUACGAUAUUAGUAGUGAAGUAUUAUUAGAAGAAGAGCUUGAAAUUGGAAUGGAUAUAGAAAUUGCAGAAAGCAUAUCAAAAAUAUAUGGAGAAUAUAAAGAAAGUUUACAAGGGAUAUUAACACAAAAGACACUUAAAUUACCACAGAUUCAAAAUAAAGAAGGGAUUCAAUACAACAUCAUAAGAAAAGAUGAAAUUACUAAUGAAAGUAUUAAACCAUAUGUUAUUAUUCAUAUUAAUACACAAACAAGUUCAUUUGAUUUAGUUCUUCAAGAAGAUCAAAUAGAAACAAUGAUAAUAUCAAUAAAAACAGCAAUACAAAUAAUGAAAAAAGGAAUAAAUUAA
This is a messenger RNA of Entamoeba nuttalli P19, 591 nucleotides long. RefSeq lists its product as hypothetical. Lineage: Eukaryota; Evosea; Mastigamoebida; Endamoebidae. The record is from RefSeq and is a predicted model, not a curated record. Bases 1 to 591 code for a protein of 196 amino acids. The transcript has a single exon.